AUGCACUCAAGGAUUGACCACAUGAAGGUGGAAGAAGGUCCAGCCUUAGAUUAUGGUGAUUACUCUUUGGAAGUACAGGACACUGACUUUGAAGUUGAUGCUGGAGCUGCUAAUGCGAACCAACGGGAUCGUACAGCAAGUGAUAAUCCACUGUCACAAUGGAUGGAGGACCAGGACAUUUAUCUACAGGAAUUGCUACAAAACAAGGGCCACGAAGACUAUAUUCACAACACUGUCUGCAGGAAUUGUGGCUCUGGCGCUCCACGUUUUUGCUGUAGGGAUUGCUUUGGCACCGAGUUGUGCUGCCACAACUGUGUUGUUACAUUGCACGCCAAACAUCCAACACAUCGGAUACAGGAGUGGAUAGGCCUUUACUUUGUGACCAUCUCACUGAAGAAACUAGGGUUGCGCAUGCAAUUGGGUCAUCCAGUAGGCGAACACUGCUUGCUGCCUCAAAGGGCAUUUAACGAUGAUUUUACUCUCAUCGACACCAAUGGGAUCCAUGAGAUUGGGCUUGAUUUCUGCGGCUGCGAGGUUGCCGAGAGACAUACCAAGCAGCUGCUUCGCACAGCUUGGUUUCCAGCAACAUCCACAGAUCCACGCAGUGCAGCUACUUUCCGAAUUCUCGAACAAUACCACCUACUAUCGUUCAAAUCCAAAGCUUCAGGGUACGAGUUUUAUCACUCCCUUGCUCGUCUGACCGAUAAUACAGGACUUCAACCUCGAAAGGAUCAUUACGAGGCAUUUUUGCGGAUUAUCCAGGAAUGGCAACACUUGAAAAUGCUCAAGCGAGUGGGCCGAGGUUAUGAUCCCAGCAGUGUGAAGAAUACCAAGAGUGGUGAAUGUGCUGUACUUUGCCCAGCAUGUCCGCAGCCCGGUAGAAACCUUCCUGACAAUUGGGAAGAGGCGCCAAAAGAAAUACACUGGCUAUAUGGUCUUUUUUUAGCCAUCGACGCCAAUUUCCGACUUAAACGACGAAUGGUGUCAAAAGACAGUGUAGACCCCGGCCUUAGUCACGGGUGGGCAUAUUUCGUUGAGGAAACCACAUACAAGAAAUUUAUACAAUCUCAUGGCGGCACGCUACAGCAGAAAAGCACGUGUUCGUCGCACAACGCCGUAAACAUGGCAGACAUGAAGGUAUCUCAGGGUCUUGCUGCAACUGGAGUCGGCACCAUCAACUGUGAAAGAUACACUAACAUGGAUUUUCUCUUCUUUUCAACUCUCCAUGGACGUGGUAUCGACACUCUCAAUAUUUCAUACAACAUAGCGUGCCAAUGGCACAAAAAUCUCUGGGAGAGGAUGUCAGCCAUGCCUUCCGAACUUCAUCUUGACCAUGCUAUGAAGUCUGUAAGGUUCUUCAUGCCCAAAUUCCACUUGCCAGCACACAUUCUCAAGUGUCAGACCAUGUUCUCGUUUAAUUUCUCGAAGAACGUCGGAUGCACGGAUGGUGAAGCCCCUGAACGGGGCUGGUCAAAUAUUAAUCCGGUUGCCUCCAGCAUGAAAGAAAUGGGGCCAGGCUUGCGGAGAGACACACUUGACAAUCACUUCGGUGAUUGGAGUUGGAAGAAGGUUGUAGGACUCGGUUCAACACUCCUUCGCAAGAUCAAGGAGGCCAAGGAGGAAAGUGAGGUGCAUCGGAUCGCAUUUGAAGAGCUCAAUGGAGCUUUGAGGCUGGAGACAACGGGGCUGUGGACAAUCGCAAUCGAACACUGGGAGGACAAUCUGAAUGACUCAUCGGUCACCAACCCCUUCAAAGCAAAGGUCAUUCGGACAGAUGUCUCUAUGCACGCUGAUGUGUCUUCAAGUAUAUUUAUUGCAUCAGGGAUUGACUUGGAGAAUGAGCAGUGCUGUCUGAAAGUAGAUAUUGGGAAGCAGGGUCUGCACACCACAGAUACGCAGAUGGGCACAGUCCAACGACAGUGGAACACGCUGCAAUGCAAAAUUGAUACUUGGAAGCACAUUCAAACUCUCUACACCCCUGCAGUACAGCUCUUAGAAUCCAGGGCCAAGCAGCCUUCCCACAGUACCUCAGACAUGAUCAAACCUGAAGAUUCCCAACUCUGGCUCCCAUCCACUCUAGACUGGUUGCACGGUCAAAGUGCAAACACCCGAGCCCAGAAUGCCGUCAGUCGCGUUGAAGCCAGGGCAACAGCUGCAGCUGAGAAGUAUCAUGCAGCGCAUAUGGCUCUCUCGUCUCUUGCACACGUGCUCAGAAAGGUUGGCUGGGAUCACAAAUAUCAGGUCCUUGAUAGGAAGAAUGAUAUACGUGGGAUGUCAGUUCCCAAGCGAGGGGAAAGUGAAGGUCGAAGACAGUUAUCGUGGAUCUGGCUAGUGGAAGGAGUCAGGGAUGAUGAGGACGAAGUAAUACAAUAUAGUCUCAGAGUCGAAUGGUGCAAAGCUUGUGCGAGGUCCAUGCGAUGGGCAGAAGAAGUUGGGCUGCUCCAGGAGGAGAUGCACCGGGUGUCCUGCUUUCUUAGGUGGCACGCAAGCUGGUGGAGCACGAAGAUCGUGGAACGCAUGCUUGGUACUGCUGCUGACAAUGAGGGUCUGGGCGCCUAUGCCUGUCGUCAGGCUCAGUUUAGGGAUGAUCUCACCGACUGUUUCGAGAAGAAGUGGGCAGCGCAUCACCCACUGACAGUAGCAGACACCCGCUGUAAUAAUAUGCGUUCAGUGGAUAGUGCUCCUGAGAGUAUGGCGGCUAGUGAAGCCGAGUUAGAUCUGUACCUCCCAGAAUUGCCACUCCCUUAA
Messenger RNA from Suillus subaureus, 2748 nucleotides. RefSeq lists its product as uncharacterized. Bases 1 to 2748 code for a protein of 915 amino acids. Lineage: Eukaryota; Fungi; Basidiomycota; Agaricomycetes; Boletales; Suillaceae. The transcript has 14 exons. The record is from RefSeq and is a predicted model, not a curated record.